This is a messenger RNA of Pyrus x bretschneideri (Chinese white pear), 411 nucleotides long. RefSeq names its product wound-induced basic protein. The record is from RefSeq and is a predicted model, not a curated record. The transcript has 2 exons. NCBI's taxonomy places the organism in Eukaryota, Viridiplantae, Streptophyta, Magnoliopsida, Rosales, Rosaceae. The coding region runs from base 107 to 250 and encodes 47 amino acids.
GCAGUCUAAUCGAAGGUUGUAGAAGCCAAACGACUUAGAGAGGAAAUUAGGGUUAGGGUUUUUUCAAUCGUCAGUACCUAAUCAGCUAAGCAGAGUAAUCGCGACAAUGAUUUACGACGUCAACUCACCACUCUUCCGAUCCUUCCUCAGCCAGAAGGGCGGCUCCUCCGAUAAGAGGAAGUUGGAAGAGCAGAAGCCCAAGGAGCAUCGACCAAAGGCCAGUGAGAAUAAGCCUGUUAUGAAUGAGUGACAACAGAUUGACAUGUUAAGCCAUGGAUUGGUUUAGGAUCCUUUGUGUUGUUAAGUAGAUGAGUACUAUGUGUUUAAGACAAGCUUAUCGCUAUGCAUUGGCUUUUCAGUAACUUUGUGAGCUACGAUUUCCAGUUAUAAUUUACACUCGUUUGUUUAGAA